This is a messenger RNA of Dromiciops gliroides (monito del monte), 3772 nucleotides long. RefSeq names its product ITPRIP like 1 (gene ITPRIPL1). NCBI's taxonomy places the organism in Eukaryota, Metazoa, Chordata, Mammalia, Microbiotheria, Microbiotheriidae. The transcript has 2 exons. Gene Ontology annotation, cellular component: membrane. The record is from RefSeq and is a predicted model, not a curated record. Bases 335 to 2011 code for a protein of 558 amino acids.
GAGAAAGGGAGGGUGGAGCAUUGGGCUAGGCGGAGCAUAGCUUCUGUCUGGUAUCAGAGGAAUAAGAUUUCCAUUGAAGCAGCCAGCUCUUGGGAGGUGCCUUUUUUUUUUUUUAAACCAGGUACAAUGCCUAUCUUGUAAGCAACAUACACAUGUAUACACCGUGGUAUAGUCUCUGGAAACGGCCAAAGAGACUCUGCAUCUGGCAUAUUCAGCUAAGGCUGAAGAAGAGAAAGAUAUCGACAGAUCAGGAUAUUGGGAGUCAUGAAGGUUGAGGCUACUCUGUCUCUUUAAGAAGUAUGCUUGUGAUUUCACGGACUAUGCAGUGGCCUCCAUGGCUAUGAUAAGCUUCCUGUUUGUGGCGAUGAUGUGUGUUGUCCAGCACCUGAUGCUUGUCAGUGACCGGAUGGACCUGGACACGCUGUCCCGAAGCCGACAACUGGAGAAAGUAAUGAUCGAAGAGAUGCGGCAGCUGGAGCUUGAGUUUGAAGAGAGAACCCGCGAGGAGGAGAUGCAGCAGGCAGUUUGGAAACCAUUAGAAACUGAAGAAAAACAUGAAAUCGAUGAGGAAAAAAGCAUCAAGGAAAACUAUGCACCAACAGAAGAUUCGGAGAAGAGCUGGGCAUUCAAGUCUGAAGACCCAAAGGGGCCAAUAGGCUGGGUGCUGGGGAACCUGUGGAAUGCAGGGCUCUUUGGUCUGUUUCUCCUCUUUGAGCUUCUCCGGCAGAAUAUGCAACAUGAGCCAGCUUUUGACUCUAGCAGUGAUGAGGAAGAGGAGGAAACCACUGGGGAGACUGUUACUACAUGCAGUUGGCUAUCUGACUUUCCUAAACAGGAAGACUUGGAUUCCUUUUUUGAGGAGAACCUCCAGAACACUGCCCGUGACCUGCCUAGUACUUGUGAGUUUGUAGAGAGCUUUGUGGAUGACCUGAUAGAAGCCUGUCAGGUGCUGGGCCGGAGGGAGUUACUUCCCCAGCUGGAGGAGUGCCUGGGUGUGGGCCCUGCCUUUGAGAAAUGGGGCACUGGCCAAGAUGCCCACAGGUUUGAAGUGCUGGUGCCUCUAUCAGCCCCACAAAGCAAUUCUUUCCACCUAGAGAUGAGAGCCUCAGAAUCUGGUCCGCUUCGUUGUGGCCGAGUGCUGGUAGAGUCGGAGUGUGUAUGCAAACGAGAAAAGCUUUUGGGUGAUGUGCUAUGUCUUGUCCACCACUGGGACAAUACCUCUGGUUCUGGUAAACUUACCAACUCCCUGAAGUCCAAAUUCUGUACUGGCUCAAACCUGGAUGUAUACAAGAGCCUGCAUUGGUUCCGAAACACAGUGGGGGAUGCCUGGACCCUCGUGGCACAUAAGUAUGACUUUAAGCUUAGUCUCACACCUUCAGUCACCUCAUGUAAACUGAGGCUGGACUAUCGCUCAGGUCGAUUUCUCUUAAUCAACUUGAUCCUGGGAGUGCAGCGGGAUGACUCUCUGGUUUAUUUUGUGAGUCAGUCACCUGAACAUGAGAAGCUGACUAGCGUGGACUGGCCUGAGUCUUUCGCAGCUUGUGAGCACCUGUUCCUGAAGCUGGUUGGGCGAUUUGCCCCAGAGAAGACUUGUCAUCUCAAGUGCCUCCAGAUCAUUUCAUACCUCCAGAGCCUCAAGGCCCCGCCCCAUGGGCUGCAUCAACCCAUUCUCACCCCUUACCACUUCAAGACAGCCCUCAUGCACCUCUUGCUACGGCUGCCUCUUACUGACUGGAAGGCUGAACUAUUCCCUCAGCGGCUCCAGGACAUCCUCUGGUACCUUGGCCGUGGGUUACAGGAGAGAUGUCUUUAUCACUUCUUGAUUGGAAAUACCUUUCUACCCCUUACCAUCCCAGUCCCCAAGAACUUUCGGAGUGCCAAGCCUGUCAAUCUCUUUCGGCACCUCGAACUAGACUCUGCGGCACACUCAAAGGCAGUGACAGAGUUCCAUGACCUUGUGACCCAGGUGAAAUCUUUGCCCGGCUUACCAAUAUCUGGUAGGGUCAUGUAAAGGCCAUUAAAAUGGGAUUUCUGAUUUUUUUUUGCUCCUAUAGAGUCUGUUUUUCAGAUGUCUCACAAUCAGUGUCUGUACCUCUUGACAUGUCAUGAGGAUAUAUGUAGUUCAUGAUCCUGGGCAUGGGGAACAGAAGGAGAUGUCUUAUAGAUGUCUCCCAGGAGUUCAUGAAAAUAGGGUAUAGGCUACCUAGCACUAACUAACCUAGGCUGUGGCUUCCAAGGUUUUUCUACUGACAUAAUUCACAACAGGCACACACGACCACAUGUUCAUGUGACUGGAAUCCAGAAGGAAAACAGGUUCUGAAAAGCUAUAAAUAUUUGCACUAAAAAUGGGUGGGAGGGGGGUAAUCUGAGAGAAUGCCCAUUUUAGCCUGUUCCUAUUUAUGCACAUUACCUAGUUUUCCCUUUGAACUUGUGUGAUCUAUUUAACUUGCAUCAAAGCUGUGAUCACGUUCUGUAAAGUGCAUUUUAACCAUAAAGCACUAUAUAAAUGGGAGUUGUUAUUGGAAUAAUUCAGCUAUAACACCUCAUCCCAAGCAAAUGCUGUCAAGACUUUUGAUUUCAAAUUCACAGAUUUCAGGAUCCAAUUCUCCCUAUGAAAAUUCCCUACUUUCAGUAUUUCUAAUAUACAACUAAGAAACAAGACAUCUUCUUUGUUGAGUUUCUGUUAUGACUCCAGAUUUUCUAGCUAUAUUGUAUUCUUGACAUCACCAGUCCUAAUCAAAUCAUAUAUUAGCAUUGAUUCUUCAACAUUGUUAUUAUAAGAAUCAGAGGAAGGCCUCCAGCCCAUUGGGGAAAUCACUUAUCAAGAAUUUAUGGAGACAUAGCAAAAAUUUGCACAAGAUAAAAACAUGAACAGGUCAUGAUCCACAUGGUUGGAAGAAGUAUCCACACUGUUGUUGAAGUGUAAGAUUCUGAAAUUAAUAAUCUACUGUAUAGCUAAAGUAAUUUACUUAUUCUAAUUGGUGCCAGUAUCUGACAACUUUUCCAGUGCUUGGAAGAAACAGUACAUAAGGAAGAUCUUUUAAAAACACAGGGUCACUAAGAUUAAUAAUUUCUGUACUGUUAUUAUUGAAGGAGAAUAUCUCUCUCAAUUUCAAGACAUAACCAACAAUUUCUACAGAGUUGAGGAAGAGCUUUUUACAUGGAAAGAAGCUUUAGUCAUUAACCUCUAGUAAAUUAACCUCUAAUGCAUCCUUGCUUUUCCCCAGUUUGGUAAAUUCUUUCAAUUUCUUUUAAAUUCAGGGUAAUGAAUUAUCUGAAUAUUGUGGUUUUCAAAAGUGAGUUUAUAAGAACCCAGGCUUACAACAAAGUGUUGAUUCUAAAGAUGUUUUGGGUUUGCUUUUGCCUUUUAAAAUAACCUCAGGUAUCAAUUUAUAUAGGUUUGUGGGGGAGAAGAAUGAAGGUGGGGAUCAUAGCUAGAGAUUGUACAUGCUAUUUCUUCCCCAGUUAUCAUAAAAUGUUAUCUAUGGAAAUGUGGCUGACAUGACAUCAACACUACCAGGGGAUAUCAGAUGUUGGCUAGCUUCUCUGAGACUAUAGUCACAAUAAUACAAAAUGGCUCAAAACAUUUGUCAAAAUCCAAUGCUAACUCACAUUGGUUUCCAUGGUCCAAGAGUAGCUCCCUUUUUUGGUAUGAUACCUACUGGGAUAUGCCGUGAGUUCUUUGAAGUUGUGAUAGUUUUAUGAUGGUGGAAGAAGUUUGUUAUUUUUUUAAGUAUGCACACACACAUACACUUGUUCUAUGGAGUUGAGA